Orbicella faveolata is the source of this 6384-nucleotide messenger RNA. RefSeq lists its product as uncharacterized. The record is from RefSeq and is a predicted model, not a curated record. NCBI's taxonomy places the organism in Eukaryota, Metazoa, Cnidaria, Anthozoa, Scleractinia, Merulinidae.
AAUGAGUUCAGAGGGGUACCAUUGGCUAGCGAACUCAUUAUCUGACCGUGAUUAAAACGACUUGAUUGGCAUUCAUUGUACAACUCCUGUUCAUCAUUGGUUCAAAUCAAAGAGCGGUGUGCCCAAGAAAUAUACGACACUGCCGCUUGUCCAGCUCCGCUUUCUGAUUGGUCCGUCAAACAAUAGCACCUAAUUGCAAAAUGAAAUCCGCGGCUAAUAUGCCCUUUAUAUUCUAAUUGCCUUCAGUGUAACGAAGACCCAUAGAAGGCGAUUUUCAAACGAAGAUUUCGUAUCUGAACGCGAAAAUUUAGUUUCCUUGUGGACGUUUCUUUGGUGUAGAUGUCUUUUGUGAGAGCUUGUGUCGACGGGCGCGAAAGGGAAUCAAAUUUGAAGGUACGGAAGGAAGAGGAUCGCGUGAAAGGUAGUUAUAAUUUCCGAUAUGAGUAUAAGCAAGCUACAGACGGCGUGUUUGUCACUUUGCAUGUCUGGUGAAUUCAGUCCUAUUGAAUAUUCUUUGUUACGUUGAUUCGCGUUGCUUUUCUAAAAGAACACUUAUCGGUCGAACGCUUCCGAACCCAAAAUUGCCUUUCAUCGCGCGAUUGAACGGUUGAGGUACUCCCGGGAAAUUUAAUAUCAUUAUUGUAGUUUUUCCUCCGUGCACAAUCGCAUGAAUUUUGAUGGCGUGUCCGAUCGAGUUCGAAUGUACAGACAGAAAGUAGCGCUUUUGCGAUGCGAGUAAAUCUCGAAUGAAGUACUCAACAGGUGUGAAAAUAUCGAAGGAAGCACCAUAAAAUAUGAGCUUAAAACAAUGCUCCGGUAUAAUGUACUGUACUGCUUCUUAGAAUGUUCUGUUUUUACAAAUUAUGACGUCUGAUACGUUUUGUUUUCGGCCGCGUGACUAAGCUUAAGCUCUUUUUUCUGACGAUGUUUGAAAGAGUCAAGUGACUGAGUAAAUCUGAUCAAUGUUAUGUUAUAAUUGUAGAUUUUUUUGUACGUAGAACGGUGCAAUUUUGCUUGUAGUGACAACAUGCAGUGUUACUUUCGUAGAAUAUAAAAUAGGCUUAAUUUUUGGCCUAAAAAGAUGUUUCUUACAAGUUGUGCUUUGAAACCAUAUUCGUACGAACGAGUAAAAUUAAAAAUCCCUCUUUAAAUCUUUGAGUUCAAUUAAAUUUGUUCAAUUUACACAUAAUUUUACUUGUUUAUUUCACGUUUCGAAUUCUAUAUUGUUUAAUAUUUUAUUCCCAGACUCUAUCGAACUGGAGAUCUGUCAACUGUUUUCAUCACCAUUUUGGUUCCAAAGCCACCAUUUAACAUUAUCAAAAACAACCAAGAAGCCACAUAUACCCUGGUUGUGGGAAGCUCUUUGAUUGACAGGGAAUUGUUGACGCUUAAUUGACAGGAGAGGUUCAAAAUAAUUGGAAUGACAAAGUUGUUGAUUAUUUAAUUUUCCUUCAUGGAGAAAUGUCAUUAUUCAUUAUUCUGAAUUCUUUGAAAUACCUUCCAUAAAUAUAACCCAUCGCAACUAAUAGUACUCAGCUGUAUGUCAUACUGGUGGUGGUCCAUGCCCAUGUUCGUUAUUUUAAUUUAAGGUGCCAUUUAUCAUUCCUAUGUACGUAGUUAACAGAAUAACAUGAGCUUGAGGGAGACAAAUCAAAUUGUGUUUAUCUCUAAAUUUAUAUCUCUGAUCUUAUUUAAUAGUUAAAUGGUAAAAUUUAAAUGUUUUUUUGCCUUGAAUUUAUAGCUCAUUGACUUGGAGAGAGGAAUAUAAAAGGGAAAAAACAUAGCACUGUAAAAUUUAAUUUGACGUCUUAGGCUUAUGUUCAUUCUACAAGCCUUCUUUGAUGGCCUUAGGUUCUAUUUCCUCUUUUUUUUUUCUUGUUUGUUUGGUUGUUUUUUUUUUGUGGGGGGGGGGGGGGGAGGUGCAGGGGGAAGUUUAUUAAUUAAUGUGUGAGAGAUUCAGUUGUCUAAUGGAAUGGUUUGUAUGUUCACACAGAUCUUCGUAGGCUUGGCCUAAGUUCAGUCAUGGGUGUGACUUGUGCCAAAUUUAAAUAUGUACCAGGCUAAAACCUUCUAAAACCACUAUCAUUUCAGGCCUACUCAAUCAAUGAUAGUUUGACAUUCGGGUUAAACCCACUUCACCCCAUUUGUUAGCACCCUUAUUUAUAGAUCCACCUAUAUAUACUAAAAACUGUUCUGGUUACAAGCCUCCACAGAUAUAAGCUCACCUGUACUUUGAGUGCCUCAUCAGCCGGUAUUUGCCGUUACGAGGAAGCUCUAUGCUUCACAUACUUGUUUUCUUACCUAGUGCCUUGUGUUUCUUGUUCCAAAGAACAUAAAACAUCUUUUUAGACUGUGGGAUGCAGGUUUCAUCAGCUUUUUAAAAAAUUUUUUAUUCUGCUUUUAAGCAAAUAUGAGCACCCUCUGCCCACCCCUCCUUUGUUUAUCACUGUAUAAGCCCGGGGCUUAUUACCAGAGUUUUUUAGCAUUUCCCUUGCAGAGGGACUUUGUUAAAAAUGAUUUUACAGAGGAGUGACUUGAGUGUAGUUAGUUACAGGUAAACUGAGGUAAUCAUAAAUCUGACAGAAAAAAAGGAACAACUGCUUGAAGUUAGUGAAAGUACUUGGUUUCAGAAAAAAAAGACACAGAAAGAAAAACAAUGAGUAUAAAUGGCCUUUGAAAUCAGCCAAUGAUGAGUCAAAACCAAAAUCCUUUUCACCCCUGAGCAGAACCAAAUCUGUUUUUUUCUUUUUCUUUUUCUUUUUUUUUUCUUUUUUUUUUUCGAUUAACACAAGUUCUUGUCAUUUUUUUGGCUCAAUAUACCCUAAGAGAUACUGCAAAUAUCUCUUUCGUUGAUCAUUUUUUAAAACUUAUCACUGUAAGUGGUACCAAUCAACUUUAUCCCCUAAAAGGUAUGACAAGCACCUCAGUCAUUUGAAUACAAAGCUCCCCACUCCUUGGUAUAGGACAUCACUACUAAAUUUGUUUUAUUUGGUAAACUGUAAUGUGGCUAAAAGUAGUUUAAGGUUUGAAAUCUAGGCUCGAUUUCAGCCACUCUCUGGAGUCUGGUCCACACUCCUCCCCAACAGGAGACAGCUGGACGUGUGAGCAGCAAAGCAUGUCCAUGAUGUUAAUUUAUGAUUUAAUUCAUUUGGCGCUUCUGGUCACUGGAAAUGUCAUCUGAUAGCGAUCAUACAUAGGGUCACAUACGGCUCGUAACAUUUGUAUAUGUGCCAUUUUCGCCAUCCCUUCUUUUGAUUUUGGCCCUCCAACAUAUUGUGUUUCUCGUUAUUGUUGCAGAAGGGCACUAUAUGCUGUGUUCUAUGGAAGAGUUUUAAGAAGAGCAGAGCCGUUUGACUGUGGUGUAGCAAAUGUCAUGUCAAAUGUCACACAUGUUGGUCUGCAUGGUUUCUGCUGUUAAGUUGACACCCUUUAAUUUACCAUGUAUAUGUUGCACUACUUUGGUUUGCUUUGGCCAAUUUAAAAAUUUAAUUUUGUCUGGCUUCACCAGAGCCUGGUGUUGCUUUCCUCCAAGAAGACUAUACAUCAAUUUGACUAAGUGUUUUGUCUCUUGAGCUCGCUGUUUAGGUCCCGGGUUAGGUUUAUCCCUCUCUCUGUUGACUUUGUUCAUUAUCUGACAUUCUGGCACCACAUGGUUCAACUAUAGAUUCUCACGCAUUAGUCUGGUGACUAUUUCUCUUGUUGUUUAUGCUGCAAUGGCUUAGAUUAAGCGAGAUUUCAUCAGAGGACAGUAUUUGGUUAUAUGUCCUGCUAACGCAAUCACACUUUAUAUCACACAACUUUGCUACUGCAAGAAAGUUAAUUUAUACAGCCUGCUCGGCUCGGGCAGGCAGAUUUCUUAUCGGUCAAAAUUAACAAUGCCAAGUCCACGCAUCCAGCCACGAGUGUGGGGGAGGCGCGCAGGCUCCCUUUCUGAACAGCUGCUGGUAAUCAAGCCUAUUUGUAAUCCUGAGAAGCAUGCCUCCUUUCCCCAUCCCCCCUCCCCCUUCUCUCUCCAUAGUGGAAGGUAAGUGAGCAAGUUAUUCAGUGAGUAAUUUUUUGGUCACAAUACAAUUUUUUUUUUCUUUUCAGUUAUAAAGCUAACUUGAAAGUGUGAUGGAGCCAGGCAAAGUGACAGAGUAUACUUACUCCACAUCAGCUGAUACACAAGGAGAGUCCAGCAGCAUUACAAAGGAACCUAAAGCACCAGAAGGAACUCUGCUGCGUCAAGUUCAGGAUGCUAAAGAAAGUAUCAGUGUCCUCAAGAAUCAGGUCUCCUUUGCAAACCAGUGUUUGAGUCUUCUCCGGAACCAGAUGAAACAUGCUUCAGACACUUUGAACAUUCUUCAGGAUCAAGUUGACUUGGCGCAAAGAACUGUUAGCAGUUUGACUGAAGGCAGUGUAGCUGGACUAGCAAUUCCACAGCCACACAGUACUGUGGCUUCAUCAGCAUCAAGCAGGCCCCAGUCUUCAUGGGGUCCUGCACCAGCUGGAUCAUCAGAUGAACAGAAGGUGAUUGUCCACGAUAGUGAAGGACCCAAGGUCUACACAUUGAGCAAGUCAAGCAUCUCAUUAGGGAAUCAAGUUGCAAUUGCAUCAGACUGUGCAACUACAAAUGAACAUGGUCAAGUGCCUUGUGUGGUGCAUCAAGUCCCUGUGCAUUGUCAUUGUCCAGCUUGUCUUUCUCAUGCAAAUGUCCAUCAUGUUCCUCAGUCCCUUCAUUCUCCCUGCCAUGCUCCUGCAGGAACAGCCAUUGUACAAGUAAGCCCAGAAAUGCCACCACCUCCUCGUCAAGCCAUCAGUGUGGUAGUGACUGAAGCGGCAAAUGCCCAAACAAGUGUGCCGCACUCUGGUGCUUCCAGCAAAGGUGUACCAAGUCACGAACAUAGCAAAGACAGCUCAAGCGAUGAGAGAAGGUCUGUGAAAAAAGAGUCCUCAUCAACUUCACCAAUGGCGCAUCAGCUGCUUCAGGUCAUUGAUGUCUUGCAAACAGUUGAUGAUGACGAUGGCAGUACUCAUAGGUCUCCUUCAGCUUCCCUUUCUUCAAUCUCACAUGGUGUCCGUGUUGAUUAUGCGACAAUAGGUAAUCACCGUAACAACCCCUAUGGAAGUGCCUCCGUCUCACUGCACAAGAUUUCACGACGGAAUCGCAAGCAGACCAUGAGUCCUGCAAAGGUAGUAUCCUCGGAAUCAUUAACAACAGCAACUCAAGACAAGAACUCCCCAGUGAAAACUGUAAUCAGGGAGCACUCGGAGUUGAUGCGAGUGCCUGCUCCGGUGCUGGCCUCGUCUCUUGAACCUGAGUUCCUUGUUGUACCAUCAAGCUCGUUCUCGUAUGACAGCCCUCCUACAUCAGCCUCUGAUCGCCAUGGAAAGGAGGAGGACGGAAAAGAGGAGGUGAAAGCUUCUUCUGGAAUUCUAUUGGCUGACAGGGCCGUGUCGUCAUCAUGUUCGCGGGAAGAGACAACGGGCUCUGUACCAGUCUCUUCUGUGGCCCGGCCAAAUAUGUCAGUUGAAUCGCAAGAGAGUUCUCGAGGUAGCUCCUAUAAGAGACGUUUAUUUGACGACAAAUCACAGCCUAGCGGCCAUGUCGGUGAUUCUCGUGCUCAUAUGUCGCUUUCAUCUAUACCCGAACAAAACCAACGGACAGACAUUCCAGUGGACAAUAACGGUUUCUCUUCGCCCCUUAGUCCAAAGAGAAAAUUUAUUGGGACAAGUCCCUUAAACUCUGAUAUCGGCAUGCCCUUCACAGCGCACAGUUCCACCUGCGGUAAAACUGAACCAAUUGUCACCACAUUAAACAACAGUGCGGUUGAACCUGUCUCCUUGGCAACAGUCGUAAGUUUGUCAACUUCUACUCACGUGACUGGCUCCCAGGCUCCGCCCAUGACCGUUAUCUCUUUACCUAAUAACGUCGAAAGUUCAGGAAAUCCGCAAAAAAUCACUUCCCCGACGAAAAAACCGAUCAUUCUCUCGCGACGGUCGUCUCGUGGUAGCGAACAGCAGAACAUACCUCAAGGACUUGUUGUACUCGUUCCCACAAUAGAGGAUGCUAAGCGUCUGAUAGCUUCCACAGGGGGAAGUUCCGACGGGCACACCCCUGUUUUGGUUCCCCAGCAUAUGUUGAACGAGAUCCACUCGAAAAACGCAGUUGCUGAGGACGAACGGGAAACACAGAGGCUCAUACUGGAGAAACGAAGUCGUGAUGCGGUUUCCCCUCCUUUACCCCCACAGUCCAAGAGAUCAGCCGUUGAUUCAGUUGUUAUUGAUUGACCUUUUGUCUUGAUUUGGUGGUGUUGAUCCAGUUGUCGUCGUUUGGUUUUGUGAAUAAAGAUUUUAUUGAGAAAAUGAUAUUUAUUAAAGUAUGGUAAAACAGUUGCGUUGAAA